Messenger RNA from Etheostoma cragini (Arkansas darter), 1845 nucleotides. RefSeq names its product TXK tyrosine kinase (gene txk). Gene Ontology annotation, molecular function: ATP binding; non-membrane spanning protein tyrosine kinase activity; protein binding. The transcript is spliced from 16 exons. The record is from RefSeq and is a predicted model, not a curated record. The coding region runs from base 264 to 1739 and encodes 491 amino acids. Lineage: Eukaryota; Metazoa; Chordata; Actinopteri; Perciformes; Percidae. Gene Ontology annotation, biological process: adaptive immune response; peptidyl-tyrosine autophosphorylation; T cell receptor signaling pathway.
CCACCCACCUCUUUCUUUCUCUCUCUCUCUCUCUCUCUCUCUCUCUAGGUGUCUGUUCUUCACAUAUUGCAAGGUUUCCGACCUGCGUGGCGUCACAUCAGCCCCCGCGAUGCGAGCUUAUCGCGCAGUAAUCAAAGCUGGCCCCUAAAAACUUCAUCUAUAGAAGAGAUAAAACUAGAAGAAGAGGAGGAGGACUGAGGGAGGGAGGGAGGGAGGGAGGAAGAGCUGGAAAGGAAGACGAAGAGGCGUAAAGACGGUCGAUCAUGAUUCAGUCAAAUCACUCCAUCCACUCAGUCUUCUGCUGCUGCUGUGCCGUGCAGACCAGAGAGAUCAGCACCCGCAUGGAGCUGGAGGGAAGCACCUCACUGUGUUUCCAGAGCAGACGAGUCCCAGGGCACGCCUGCAGAGUGGACAGGUCGAGGAAGAAGCUCCCGCCGCCGCCUCCUGACGAGGAAGAUGGUGAAGGUUCGGGGUUGCUAAGUGUCGUCGCCAUGUACGACUUCACCGCCAAGGAGGACACAGACCUCACACUCAAACAGGGAGAAGAGUACGUCAUCCUCCACAAACAGGACCAGCUGUGGUGGAGAGCGCAGGACAAGCACGGGAACAAAGGCUUCAUCCCCAGCAACUAUGUGACAGAGAAAAACAACAUCGAGGCAAACUCGUGGUACUGCAAGAACAUCACCAGGACCGAAGCCGAGCAGCUGCUGAGGCAGGAGGACAAGGAGGGUGGUUUCAUGGUGCGGGAGUCCAGUCAGCAGGGAGUCUACACCGUCUCCGUCUACACCAAAACAUUAAGUUCUAACGGGGAUAUUCGGCAUUACCAGAUCAAAAUAUGUGACACCGGAGGGUUUUUCUUGGCUGAGAAACACACGUUCAACUCCAUCCCCGACGUCAUCCGCUACCACGAACACAACGCAGCAGGUCUAGUAACCAGGCUGCGGUAUGCGGUGGGGCCAAUGGGAAGGUGUGUACCCGCCACAUCAGGAUUUAGCUCAGCCAACAGCCAAUCAGAGGUCCUCUCCCAUUCCCUUAAAGAGCCAGACCUUGGCACAUUGCUGGUGUCUGUGUGUGUGUGUGUGUGUGUGUGUGUGUGUGUGCCUCCCAGGAGGCUCUGCCACCCUAAGCUAGUGCAGCUGUACGGCGUGUGCCUGCAGCAGCGCCCCCUGCUGAUCGUGGCCGAGUUCAUGGGGAACGGCUGCCUGCUGAACUUCCUGAGGAAGCAGAGCCGCGCCCUGCGGGACGCCUGGCUGCUGUCCAUGUGCCAGGACGUCUGCGAGGGGAUGGCGUACCUGGAGGGACAGAGCUUCAUCCACAGAGACCUGGCAGCCAGGAACUGUCUGGUCAACGAACACAACGUGGUGAAGGUCUGUGACUUCGGGAUGACCAGGUAUGUUCUAGACAACCAGUACACCAGUUCUAACGGGACCAAGUUCCCCGUGAAGUGGUCUCCGCCUGAAGUUCUCCACUACAGUAAAUACAGCAGCAAGUCGGACGUCUGGUCCUUCGGUGUGGUGAUGUGGGAGAUCUACUCGGAGGGCCGGACUCCCUUUGAGAACCUCUCCAACCUGGACGUAGUGAACGAGAUCACCAGAGGAGUCCGUCUGUACCGGCCGCACCGCGCCUCGCAGCCGCUCUACGCCAUCAUGUACCGCUGCUGGCACGAGAAACCUCAGGGUCGACCGUCGUUCUCAGAGCUUCUGGAGGAAAUCCGAAAACUGGCCGAAAGUCCGGAUUAACACACACACACACACACACACACACACGUGUGUUAUUAUGUUGAUGAUAAUCAAACUGUGUAUUUGUUGUACUCUUAUCAUGAAUGUACACACACUGUAUGUUGAC